Messenger RNA from Aquila chrysaetos chrysaetos, 1708 nucleotides. It is a transcript of the gene USF1, whose product is annotated as upstream transcription factor 1. Lineage: Eukaryota; Metazoa; Chordata; Aves; Accipitriformes; Accipitridae. The coding region runs from base 192 to 1142 and encodes 316 amino acids. Gene Ontology annotation, biological process: regulation of transcription by RNA polymerase II. The transcript is spliced from 11 exons. Gene Ontology annotation, molecular function: DNA-binding transcription factor activity, RNA polymerase II-specific; RNA polymerase II cis-regulatory region sequence-specific DNA binding; protein dimerization activity. The record is from RefSeq and is a predicted model, not a curated record.
CGGCGAGGGCGGAGGCGGGGCUCCCUUCCGCCCGCACCCGUCAUGGCGGCGCGGCGGCGCCGUGCGCAUGUGCGGGGCUCCAUGGCGAGACAAGGGGCCGAGCGCGCGCAGGGCGGCCCGGCGCGGCGAGGGCUGUGAAAGCCGGGAGGCUCAUCUGCGACUGCCCCGCUGAUGCCUGACGGAGCAGAGCGAUGAAGGGGCAGCAGAAAGCAGCCGAGACGGAAGAGGGAACGGUGCAAAUCCAGGAAGGUGCAGUGGCCACAGGUGAGGAUCCCACCAGCGUCGCCAUUGCCAGCAUCCAGUCCGCAGCCACCUUCCCCGACCCCAACAUCAAGUAUGUCUUUCGUACAGAGAACGGCGGGACGCAGCCGCGGCUCUCUCAGCAGGUGAUGUACAGGGUGAUCCAAGUGGCCGACGGACAGCUGGACGGACAGACGGAAGGCACCAGUGCCAUCAGCGGCUACCCUGCCACCCAGUCCAUGACACAGGCCGUCAUCCAGGGCGCCUUCACCAGUGAGGAUGCGGUGGAGACGGAGGCCACGGCCACCGAGACUCACUACACCUAUUUCCCCACCACGGCUGUGGCCGACACCAGCACCUCUGCUGGCGCGGGGACUACGGCCACCGCUGUCGUCACCACGCAGAACUCGGAGGCCCUCCUGGGGCAGCCCACCCCCACGGGGCAAUUCUUUGUGAUGAUGUCACCCCAGGAGGUGCUGCAGGGCGGAGCGCAGAGGUCCAUCGCCCCCCGCGCCCACCCCUACUCCCCGAAGUCGGAGGCGCCACGAGCCACCCGGGAUGAGAAGCGCCGGGCGCAGCACAACGAAGUGGAGCGCCGUCGACGGGACAAGAUCAAUAACUGGAUCGUGCAGCUCUCCAAGAUCAUCCCCGACUGCUCCAUGGAGAACACCAAGUCGGGGCAGAGCAAAGGUGGGAUCCUCUCCAAAGCCUGCGACUACAUCCAGGAGCUGCGGCAGAGCAACCACCGCCUCUCCGAGGAGCUGCAGGGCCUCGACCAGCUCCAGAUGGACAACGAGGUUUUGCGGCAGCAGGUGGAGGAUCUGAAGAACAAGAACCUGAUCUUGCGGGCGCAGCUCCGCCAGCACGGUGUGGAGAUCGUCAUCAAGAACGACAGCCACUGACGGGGACGGCAGGGACGGGGACUGGCGGGGGGACGGGGGUCACCCCCCGCCUCCUUCCCCCCCCUCUCUGCGCCUAAGCCCCCCCUCCCCCCCGGCAGCGAGCACCUCCCCGGCGUGACAUGAGGACCCUCCCGUUUGGUUUGUGCCCCGCCCCCCCCCCCCCCUUUGCCCCCCUCCGUGUCCUCGGGGCGCCCCUGUCACUGCGCCCCCCCCAGCCCCAACGUUGCCCCCCAGCCGCCCCGCGCUUCGUGCACACGCUCUCGGCCAGGCGGGCGCCGGCCCCGCUGCCCCCCCCAGCACUGCCUCGGUCUCCCGGACCCCCGCCUGCGCCCGCGACGCCCCCCCCCCCCCCCCCCCCCACUUCCCCGGGGGACCGUCCCCUCCCCGGGGGGCUGCGGCGCCUCUCACCCCUCCCUGUUGGCCCCGGGCAGCCGCUGGGGUCCCGGGGGUCCCGGGGUGCCGUGGCCCCCCGCUCCCUGCCCGCUGCGGCUGGCCCGGCCCAGUGGGGUCAGACUUUUUUUUAAAACUCUCUGAAUUUAAAAAGCGAAAAUAAAUAAAAAUAGUGA